UCCAUUGAAGAUUUUUGAGGUAUGCAGAGUCCGUCCAAUGCCGCCGGCCUCAUCUGCGCCCAGCUCACUUCCUCUCACCGUUUUCGAUCUUUUCUGGUUGAGAUUUUCUCCAAGCCAACGCUUGUUCUUCUACGAAUUACCCCCUCAUCUGGGCACGACCGCCGCUUUCUCCCAGACUGUUCUUCCAAAAUUGAGGCAAUCCCUCUCUCUUACCCCCCAGACCUGGACUCUUCUCGCCAGAAAUUUGGCUUGGCCUCAGAGUUCCGACAAACCGCUAAUCCAAUACUCCGAGGGCGAUGCUCUCUCGCUUACCGUAGCCGAGUCCGGAGCCGAUUUCCACCAUCUCUCCGACAAAUCCAGCUUCCGUGAAGCGACAGAGUACCGUUCUCAUCUACCAGAUCUUCCAUCUUCUCACGCGAGAGUUCCAGUUCUGGCUUUGCAAGUCACUCGGUUCCCGAACUCGGUGUUUUCCGUUGGUCACAGUGCGCACCACGCUGUGGUGGGCGGGAAGACCCUAACCGCGUUCAUGACGGCAUGGGCUUCGAUUUGUUCGUCUUCUAAUUCCAUGGCGGAUCAGCCACUCUACGGCCGGGCCUUUCUCUCUGACGAUCAAGAAAGAGCUAUGCUAAGCCUCCAUGGAAUGCGAGGAGGUGAGAAAGCUCAGCUUAUGUUCGCUGCGGAUUGCAGGGCUCGAUUAGACCCUCCUGAGCCUUCAACAUAUUUCGGGAACUCCGUUGUGGGUUGCUGUGCAACCGCAGAUGUGGAUGGCCUGCUGGGAGAAGAUGGAGUGGCCAUGGCAGCCAAAGUAAUCGGUGAAGCCAUAGAUGAUCUGAAACAUGCAGAUCUGAAAGCAGCCCAAGAUCUUAUAUUUGGUAGAGCAUCAACUCCGACAUCACUAGAUAACGUUUUCACCAUUGCAGGGUCACCUCGGUUUGAGUUCUACAAGGUCGAUUUUGGGUGGGGGAGACCGAGGAAAGUGGAGGUGAUAUCCAUUGACAGAACUGGAGUUUCUCUCUUUCAGAUUCCGGGGAUGGCACAGCCAUUGUUGAGAUUGGAUUCGCUCCGAAAAAAGACAAAGUUGCAGAUUUUGCUUCUUUGUUUGCUAGUGGCCUUGAAGCUUUUGCAAGGCCAUAGAAGUUGCAUUACUAUCUAA
Diospyros lotus (date-plum) is the source of this 1153-nucleotide messenger RNA. Its product is annotated as BAHD acyltransferase DCR-like. Bases 38 to 1153 code for a protein of 371 amino acids. The transcript has 2 exons. The record is from RefSeq and is a predicted model, not a curated record. Lineage: Eukaryota; Viridiplantae; Streptophyta; Magnoliopsida; Ericales; Ebenaceae.